Molecule: messenger RNA, 3096 nt
Organism: Aspergillus affinis
Lineage: Eukaryota; Fungi; Ascomycota; Eurotiomycetes; Eurotiales; Aspergillaceae
Product: amine oxidase
Exons: 9
Coding region: 1-3096 (1031 amino acids)
Molecular function (GO): oxidoreductase activity
Source: RefSeq, a predicted model, not a curated record
AUGACAUCUCCCACCUCUCCUUGUUACAUGGGGAAUGUGCCUCUCACGAAGAUUCGAGUGAAGAGCCCCGAGCUUUUUACCUGUCUCGCCAUGAACGAGACAGCCGAAGCUAUCUCAUUGCUGGAAUCGCUUCCAGAGAGUCCCUUAGUUGAGGUGACCGACUUCCAUGAACUUCUUUGUGCCUGCCGUCGCAAAAUCAACUCGGAUGGAAGAGCUAAGACAUCAACUCCUACUGCCUACUCAUCUUUCUUCUAUCCCUUGUUCUGGCUGCGCAAGAUCACUAGAUCAAAUUCGAGCUCAACGCCUGCUCGGUUUGGCAUAUCAGUAUUGGAUCAUUUGGGGAACUACGCAGCUCCCUAUGUUAGGGAUGCUCUCCUCCGAAUGCUUGAGAAUAACACUCAACAUGGAACAAUCGAAAUUUAUCUGAACGAUCCAAACAGCUCGCGGAAGGCGAAGACAGUUACAUUUGGAGACAGGGAUAAUCAGCAGUCCGACCAGUUGAAGGCGAUGGUGGUUGUCAAUGAUAACCCUAGUCUUUGGCUGAAGUUGUGUCAAAACCUUGACAUCGGAGUAGCAGAGGCAUACAUGCUUCAAAGCAUCGAAUGUUCUGACCUAGUUUCUCUCUUCAGGAUCUACAUUCGUAAUUGGGCCUCACUGGGAACCGUUAACUCUAUGGUCCAGCAGCCGCUGCGCCUCUGGAACCAAGUGACAAAAAGGAUCAAUGAUACAGAGAAUGCUCUACAAAACGCCAGCUUCCACUAUGACACAUCGAAUGAGCUUUUCAAGGCUUUUCUCUCUAAAGAUAUGUGUUACUCGUGUCCUAUUUGGAAAUCACUCGAUGAGCCACUGGAAGCAGCCCAGCGACGGAAAGCCCACAAUAUUAUUGAAAAGGCCGAUAUCCGCUCCACGGACCAUGUCCUUGAUAUUGGAGGAGGAUGGGGCUUCAUAGCCAUGGAGGCUGUGCGUCUGACAGGUUGCCGAGUGACAGUAGUGACCCUUUCGAUCGAGCAAAAAUCUCUAGGAGAGGAGCUCAUCAAGGCGCAAUCAUGCGAAAAUGAGAUUCAUUAUCGCUUAUGCGACUACAGAAAAAUCCAACGACCGGAGGACGGGUUUGAUAGGAUUAUUUCCGUUGAAAUGAUUGAAGCUGUCGGCAAGGAGUACAUUGAUGAGUUCUUUCGCACUUUGCACAAUCUGCUUAAUCCGACUGACGGGAGGAUCGUCAUACAAUCCAUCACAUUCAUGGAGAAGCUCCACUCUCAGCCGAAAACUCUCGAUAACUUCCUCGACAAGUACAUUUUCCCAGGAGGAUAUCUACCAUGCAACACAGAGCUAGUCAACUCGCUGAGCCGUAGCUCUGAACAGACCUUAGAGCUCGAUAGUCUGGAAGAGAUCGGGGAGAACUACGUCAAAGCGCUCCGGCUAUGGAAGGGAAGUUUUGUCUCCAAUUGGCCAUCAAUCAAGGCAUCUUUUCUCCAUGAACACGGCCUAAGGCCAGAGGCUGAAAUGGAGGCCUUCCGGCGGAGGUGGAUUUACUAUUUUAGUUACUGCCAAGCUGGCUUCCAUGAGGGUAUUCUUGGAGAUGUCAUUCUCGCAGCCAGUAGAAGACCUCGGGUUAUGUCAAACUCACCCAUACUCAAAAGUGUUGCCAUUGUCGGAAGUGGCGCUGCUGGUGUAGCUGCGCUUUGGGCGUUGCACAAUCAUUCGCCGCACAUGGUCGACAUAUAUGAGGCAGACAACCGAUUAGGGGGACACAGCAACACAGUAGCAUUCAGAAAAGGCAAAGACACAAUAUAUGUUGAUACUGGAUUCAUAGUUCUGAAUACAGCCACCUACCCUAAUUUUAUAUCCUUCCUCAAGGCAAUAAACAUUCCCACAGAGAAGUCAGAAAUGACUUUCAGUGUUUCGCGAGACUGGGGCCGCUUUGAAUGGGCUGGAAAUUCCCUGGCAUCCGUCUUCGCGCAAAGAAGCAACUUAUUCUCCUGGCAAAUGUGGCGAAUGCUCUUCGACAUACUCCGAUUCAACUUGUUUGCACUAGACCUUUUACGAGAUGAGCAGACAUCUCCUAUUGAUAACCUUAGUGUUGGUCAGUACCUGGAUGAUGAAGGUUACUCUCCACAUUUCAGGGACAAUUAUCUCAUUCCCAUGACCGCUGCCAUUUGGAGUACGAGUCCAGACAAAUGUUUUUCGGAUUUCCCUGUGAUUACACUAGUCCUGUUUAUGUGGAAUCAUCACUUGAUCGAUACGUUCUCUGUCCGUCCGCCAUGGCUUACGCUUAAAAACAAAGCUCGGUCCUAUAUAGAUGCGGUUCUUGCCGAUAUUCCUUCCGACCGGGUGCAUCUCAACACGCCGAUCCGAUCAGUCACCAAUGAUUUAUCCGGUCAAGUGUUGCUCACCACUGAACAAGGAGUUAAGAAAAAAUAUGAUCAUGCUAUUGUAGCAACACACGCACCAGAAGCGCUGUCCCUUAUAUCUCACUCUGCGACUAACAAGGAACGAGAAAUUCUGUCCGAGUUUGAAACGUCUCAGAACACAGCCGUCUUGCACUCAGACACCGCUUUUAUGCCGCAGAAUCGCAAGACCUGGUCGGCGUGGAACUACCAAACGACCAAGGAUUCCACGCAGCCAUCUCUUACCUACAACUCGAACAUUCUGCAAGGCAUCCCAACUUCUAAGUAUGGAGAUGUACUCGUAACCUUGAACCCUCUCCGGUCUCCAGCUCCAGCAACCGUCCAGGGAACAUACUCCUAUGCACAUCCUCUUCUAACGGCUGGCGCUAUGAAGGCCCAGUCCCUACUAUCUGGGAUACAAGGAACACGCGGAAUUAGUUACGCAGGGGGUUGGACAAAAUUCGGGUUUCACGAAGAUGCUUUCACUAGCGGCUCCAAGGUGGCUGUUGAGCAGCUGGGUGCUAAGCUGCCGUUUAAGCUUGUUGAUAGUGAACUCAGCAGAGGCAAGGUACCAGAGUUAACACGGUCGAUGGUUUUGUUACGGCUCUGUUUUCAAGUGUUACAUUUUGCCUUGACCUGGGUGGUCUGGAUCCUGGAAAUCUUGGCCUCGAGGGAUAUUCAAAUUGGGAAACGAGUGAAGACACAUUGA